Messenger RNA from Cantharellus anzutake, 384 nucleotides. RefSeq lists its product as uncharacterized. Bases 1 to 384 code for a protein of 127 amino acids. The transcript has a single exon. The record is from RefSeq and is a predicted model, not a curated record. NCBI's taxonomy places the organism in Eukaryota, Fungi, Basidiomycota, Agaricomycetes, Cantharellales, Hydnaceae.
AUGAUCGCCUUGACAGAGGGAUCGGACCAGAGGAAAGAGAUGGACGUAUGGAGGAGUGGGAUGAUGAGCUGUUGGGACAAAACCGACGAGUCUUCGAAAGAAGGGAAAGAUUGUAUUAUGUAUGCCGCUAGUGGAUUUAUAUUUGCAAAGAUUUUCCAGGCUGUUUGUAGGGUGGCAAACCUCAAUGACCCAGGCUACGUCAUGAAGUUCGUUCGUGGUGGUGAGGGAAAUGGUUUGAAUCAGGACUGGUCAGGUCGAAGGGUGUCAUGUUGGGGAUGGGUAGUGUGCCAAAGCCGAGUGCGGGCGUUCGAGUCGUCGGAGUCGUCCAAGUUAGGAAGUGAGGUAGUGCCAGUGACACAACCAUUAAGACAGCGUGGCGGAUAA